Gambusia affinis (western mosquitofish) is the source of this 2497-nucleotide messenger RNA. Its product is annotated as G2/M phase-specific E3 ubiquitin-protein ligase-like. Bases 9 to 2423 code for a protein of 804 amino acids. NCBI's taxonomy places the organism in Eukaryota, Metazoa, Chordata, Actinopteri, Cyprinodontiformes, Poeciliidae. The transcript is spliced from 14 exons. The record is from RefSeq and is a predicted model, not a curated record. Gene Ontology annotation, cellular component: endoplasmic reticulum. Gene Ontology annotation, molecular function: ubiquitin binding; ubiquitin-protein transferase activity.
GCAGCAGCAUGUUAUUACGCUGUAUUUAUUGUAUGCGGUUUCAUCGAGGCUCGGUUGGGAGGCUGCCAAGCCCUGUAUGGAAGACAAAUAUUUUCUUGCUUUCUGGCCCUAAUAUUGAUGUUCUCCCUUCUCCCUCGGAUGUACAAAGACUGAAGAACCAUGGAUUAGGCAACCCUGUGCAUGAGGGGACAGAAACCAGGAGCUCCAAAAUUAACCUGAAUUGGAGCUUGUCUGAACUGAACAACUUUGUAUGUCAAAGCUACCCACACAUCAGCCUAAAUCUGGUUGGCUUUGAACUGGCAAGAGCUGGAAAAGGAAGAAAGGUAAAAAAAUUACAGGUGAAUUCUGUGAGGGAGCUGAAGGAAAAGGUUGGCAAAAGCAGACUCUACAUUCUACCACGAGCAGAUGUGUCACAGGAAACCUACUCAACCUCAGCAAUGUCCAGGAGUUUGCUUCCAGAACCAUCAACUGCACCAGAAGUACAGGAUGUCUCUCCAGAGGCUGAGAGUACCAACAGACAACAUUUGGGGGAAGAGCAGGCACUUCUAGAUUGGCGAUCUCUGCGGUCCCAGCAAGACGAAGAGUAUGAAGAGUCUUUGUUAGCAGACCAAGAAAAAGAAAGGAGAAGACAGUGUUACAAGGCCUUGGAGGAAAGACGCAUAAAAGCAAUUGAAGAACGCCAGCAACGGCUGGCGCUAUAUGAAGAACCGUCAAGUGGACUGGUGUUGAAGUUCAAAUAUCCGAAUGGAUUCAUCAGAAAGAGAAAUUUCAAUGUGUCGGACCCAAUUCAGGUCUUGUUUGACUUUGUCGGACAAGAUGAAAUGGCAAGUGAAAUAUUCAGUGUUCAACAAGCAACAUCAUCCACACCAACUGAGAGUACCUCAUCAGGCUCACUUAUGGAUCAUGGCAUAACAACAUCUGCAACUUUGUACGUGCUUUGGAUUUCAACUCUAGAUAUUCAGGAAAAGUGUCCAGUUCAGGCGGAUGGAGUGCUGGAGCAGUCACUGUCUUCUGUCCAAAGUCUACAGACAUCGCUUUCUGACCAAGCACUGACAUCUUUGUCAGGCCAGUCACCACUGGCCCUAACAUCUCCUCAAGUGCUGUCAACCAUGCCCAACUCCCAAGUAACAUCAACUUCGUUCUCCUCCCAGGCAACUGUGUCCCAGCCCUCCACACAAGUACAACCAAUUUUGCCGUCUUCUGAAGUUUCUUUGGUUGCAGCCUCAAGGCUGCCCCUCUCCUCCAACCCUAACCUGACUCCACAGGUGAUGACCAUUGAGGACCAGGCAUCAGCUUCUCCAUUUACUGAGCAACCUAUAAUUCUCCUGGAAGACCAGGAAGAGCCACCUGAGUCUCCACAACAUCCACCAGAGUUGCCUUUGGAUGAGGACAGGAUUUUAGAAUGUAGCCUGCAUGCCUUCAGAAGACGCCGUUUUGAUCCUGCAGCAAAACUGGAUGUUAUUUUUGUGGAUGAAGAGGACAACGCUGAAGGGGCAGUUGAUGAAGGUGGUCCCACACGGGAGUAUCUAAGACUGUUAAUGAGGGCCAUUCAUCAAUCUAAUGUCUUUGAGGGGCAUGAGAAUGACCGCCAUCUAGCUUUGGACACUAGUGCGCUGGAGUCAAAAAUGUACUACUGUAUUGGAAAAAUGAUAUCAGUCUGUUUGGUGCAUGGAGGCAUUGGACCACAUUUCUUCUCUCAAAGGCUGUAUGACCAGAUUUGUGGCACAUUGUCUCAACAUACCCUGGUUGAGGAAGUUGUUAACCAUUCAUUCAGACAGCAGUUGAUCAAAAUUCAGGAUACAAACACAAUCGUGGAGGCAAACGAAGCCAUUAUGCAAGCAGCAGAUACCCUGAGCAUUGUUGGAGCAUUAAGGCGUGUAACUACUCUGGAAGAGAGGGACUCCCUUGUGCAAUCUGCUGCAGACUUCUUUGUAAAUGGCCGAGUAUGCACUGCAUUGCAACAGUUUGUGGAAGGUUUGAAGACUCUCAAUGUGCUAGACGAGAUUCAGAAAAACCCUGCAGUAUUUCAUGAAUUGUUUGUCUGUGAGGAGAAACCACUCUUGGCGCGGGACCUGUACACACUUUUCCAAGUGUGUUUUUCUGUGCAAGGCAGCAAUAAAAGGAGGAUAGAAAAUCAAACCAUAUGCUACUGGAGAGACUGGUUGGUGGAUAUUGAAGAAGGAGAAUGCAGUCCCAUUACCCUUGAAAUGAUACUGGAGUUCGCUUCCGGAGCAUCCACGGUACCUCCACUGGGCUUUCCCCAUCGUCCAAAAAUUGAAUUCCUCCAUGAGGUUAACAGAGUCUUCCCAGAAGCAAAUACUUGCCUGAUAGUACUCCGCCUUCCUUUACACCCAGACUAUGAGUCUUUCACAAAGUACAUGACAGACGGGGUGCUGCAGGCACCUACCUUUGGUGUUGCAUAAUCAGCUAAUAAGUGUAAUAAGCAGUUAUUUUAAAAGAGUUGGAAUGUUUUGAAAAGUUAAGUGUUUUAAAGCAA